UGUGGCUGUCGUCCAUUCGUCCUCUCAUUCGGUUGACUGUGUAACGUGGUUUGGUACGACAGACAGGAUACCGCUGUCCUGAAUUCCCAACGCGGCGACCACUUAGCUUUCGCCGUUUUUUCCUCUCGAGCACCCCCGAAUCUCCUGACACCCAGUGCUUUUAUUUUUUUUGUUGUCUCUUUUUUUUGGGGCCCUCCUCCCCCUUCCGUCCGUCCUGGGGUCUCCUGCCGGCUGGUGGCUCACCGAUACUUCAUUAUUGGGAUUUACUUUUCCUUUUUCUUCCUUUUUUUCUUACCCUUUUUUUUUCUCCCAUCCUCCCCUGUCCGGACCUUUGUUCCGGUUCCCUCUCGGACUUCGUGAUUUCUACCGGUCUUGUCAGAAAGCUCUGACUCGCCAGAGAUCAUGGCGGCGGAGUCCGGGAGGUCACCUUAUCCCAAUGGGACCUCUGGUGGAUCUCGUAUGGCCCACGGAGAUGAGGCUGCCUUGUCUGCACAACGCCGAUCUGCCAGUGAAAGUGACAUGAUAGAAGUGCCACGUUCAACCUUUCGAUCCCAAGCCCAGGGCUCCGCCGCGUCACAGCUGCCUAAGUUCUCGCAUGCGGUUCCUGGCGUCUCCGCCUCAACGUCUACCACCAACUCGACUAUAUCCUCCCGCGAGUCCUCCCCCGUCCGCUCCUCUCGUCCGCGCAAGACCAGUGCAACCCCCCGUCACACUUCCUCUCGAUCUCGCAAAGGCAGCAUCGAUCGCAGUCCCAAUCGUUCCAUUACAACAACGAAUACUGGUUCUGGCACGCUCCCCUCCGCCACGGUCGUACAACGAGCGCUGUCCCAGAACAGCAGACCUCCCGUCCUCAGCCCACCCCCCAAUGCCGAAACGUUCUCCGAUGUGCCCGAUCCGGACAAGUCCACCAUGCCAUUAUGGGCCACAACGCGGCGGUCGGAACCACAAGAGCCUACUCCUCCGAAUACCUCGAUCAAACGGUCGGUGCCAGAUGACUUUGCGACAAAGCCAGACCGGAGUGCUCCCCGUGCCGUACAUAGGGGCCAGGGGUCGGCUCUGGAAACCGUCCAGGAGAUGGCUAGCGAUCAGUCCACGCCCUCGACCGAUACGGUCAUGAACCGACCCCUGACUGAAGAGUCUCAGUUACAAAAGAUCGAUGAAUCGGACGCCACCCCCAAGGCGUCGCGGUUCCACAAUGAGAGUGGCAGCGAUAGUGGAGGGAACAAGAGCUCCGAGCCAAUGGAGGGUCAUCGCCGUCAUUCUGCUUCGAAGACCCGGGGCACCAAUGCUCUUCUUUCCAAGCAGUCCUCGACAUCUUUGAGCGGCGGUCCUCGUGCCAAACCAGCGGAUGGGUCUGUCCGGAACAUGAUUGUCGAGACGGAGACCGUCAGCUCCAUUCCCCAGGUAUCCCUCGCUGUGGCUACCGGGGACCGGGGUAAUACUGGCCGAGUGGAUCCUUCGGGCACUCUUCGCAUGAAAGGUAGCCAGGAGACAAUCCGGGCCAAGAGAGAAAAGAAGCGGGUGCGCAAACCGGCGACCUUGGCCAGCGGCGCUGCAUCCUCCAAAGCGGACAUUUUCGAAGCUAAGGUGGCCAGCGCCGUUGACGAGGCCGAUGUGUCCGACUCGGACGAAACCUUUGUGUACGAGUCCAACCCUCCUGACCCAUAUCCUGUGCGGCAAAACAGAUACCAUUCCCGGACCCCCAGUGCCACCUCCAUGGCCAGCCAGGUGGAUCAGCUGUCUGCGGUUCGCAGUCGGCCGGGAAUCCGGGAUGGCAACCACAGCGUGACCGGCAAACGCAGCAUGAAGUUUACGAAUAAUACGUUUGCUACCGGGCCGGACGACCCUGGCGAGGAGAGUGCCCGAAGCCACUCCCGAGUCGAUAACGGCGGCACCCACACGCCCCGGCACCAUCACAUCGGGCGUUACGGACGCAACAAUAACCUCUAUCCGUCCUUGUUCGAUCACGAGUCACCGUUCCCUCAGCCUCAGACGCACCUCAAGUCGCCCCGGCAUUUUAUCGGCGGUGGGUACCGGCAGUCCCGGCAUCCGGGGUCUCGCGCUGGACCUAACUACCGCACGAUCAGCGGGACCAAAAAGUCGAAUGAUGGCUACGGGUAUGAUUUUGAUGCCGAAGGGGCGGAUGACGAGCGGACGCCGCUGGUAGGGUCCCCCCGAGUGACACGCAGCCGUCAUGGCGCUGGACGACGGCCCAAUAGUGCCAGCCUACGCCAGAUGGAAUACAUGCAACAGCGGCAACGCGGGUACUUUUCGCGGUACGGUGCAUGUGUCAUCAUCAGUCUGUUACUUUUCUUGCUCGUCGGGGGCGUGACGUCGUUCGUGGUGGCCUCCACGAAGGCUCUUGUGGAUGUGGAGAUCCUGGACAUCCAAAACGUUCUUGCUUCCGAGCAAGAGAUUAUGUUGGAUCUCAAUGUACAAGCCGUCAAUCCGAACCUGUUCCCCGUGUCCAUUGACGAUAUGGACAUGAACAUCUUCGCUAAGAGUCGAUUCGUCGGAACCGACGAGCUUUGGCGCAAGCUCAGCACCGACUCGAGUCCCGUCCCCAGAGUGGAGAACAGCCGGAAACGGGCCGAGAUGGCUCUCAUCGCUCGCUGCGCUGGCGAUGCGAGUUGCCUGUUCAACAGCACCCUAUCGCUGCACGGCAAGAAGACCAAGGGCGGCGUGGACAAGGGCACAGAUCCCAUCGAAUCUGAUCCGGCGGGCGAUCCUCAGACUAUGUUGCUCGGUCGGGUGUUCCGAUUUGAUUCCCCUCUGUCUUUCGAGCCGUCGCCAUGGAAUUAUGUUCCUACGGCGUCCAAAGGACAAAUUCGGCUUGCCCGUCCGGGCAACAAGACGGAAGAAGGCGGCACAGAGCGAUGGGAGCGGGUGCUCCAGCAUGAAUUCGAACUAAUCGUCCGCGGUGUGGUCAAAUAUCAACUUCCACUAAGUUCCCGUCUCCACUCAGCAUCCGUCAGUUCUAGCAUUAAGGUAAUCCCUAAUGAGGACGAUGACACGGAUGGGGGUGGCAAGCAUCCGCCGGACAACAAGACCGUCAGUAUCUCUGGGACCAAGUAUUAUCGCCGAGUCCGACUCGCCCGAACCGAAGACGUCGAUAUGUCGGCGGUCGAGGCGUUGAAGAAGACCUUUCGGUCCCUCAAGCGAGCAUUUACGGCGUGAAAUUGGUUUUUCCGUAGCUGUCAGUCAUGAUCGCGUGGCUUCGCAUUACUCAGUUGUGUCUCCUUCCGAUACCUUAUCGUGCUGGGCUCUCGUCUAGACGGUCUUUACCUCCCUGUAUUUUGCGGAAGGUUAAUUUAUCCUGGAUAAGGACUGAAUGACCGGGGUGACCCUUACAUAUGGGGUUGGCCCUCAACCGGAGCAAGGGCUACUCCCCCCUUGUGCC
Aspergillus piperis CBS 112811 is the source of this 3400-nucleotide messenger RNA. RefSeq names its product putative phospholipid metabolism enzyme regulator. Gene Ontology annotation, cellular component: PAS complex; fungal-type vacuole membrane. Lineage: Eukaryota; Fungi; Ascomycota; Eurotiomycetes; Eurotiales; Aspergillaceae. The coding region runs from base 403 to 3177 and encodes 924 amino acids. The transcript has a single exon. Gene Ontology annotation, biological process: vacuole inheritance; positive regulation of phosphatidylinositol biosynthetic process; protein localization to vacuolar membrane. The record is from RefSeq and is a predicted model, not a curated record.